Eurytemora carolleeae is the source of this 2014-nucleotide messenger RNA. RefSeq names its product broad-complex core protein isoforms 1/2/3/4/5. Gene Ontology annotation, molecular function: protein binding. Gene Ontology annotation, cellular component: nucleus. Bases 20 to 1477 code for a protein of 485 amino acids. Lineage: Eukaryota; Metazoa; Arthropoda; Copepoda; Calanoida; Temoridae. Gene Ontology annotation, biological process: regulation of transcription by RNA polymerase II. The record is from RefSeq and is a predicted model, not a curated record. The transcript is spliced from 8 exons.
UUGAUUCUUUUUCAGAAAAAUGGUGAAUGUAAACUAUAUGUGCAGUUGGGGGGAGCACUCCUCAUACUUUUUCUCCAGAAUAUCAUCACUCAGACAUCGAGAUAUCUUGACAGAUGUUACAAUCACGUGCGAGGAUAAACAAUUUAAGGCCCAUCGUCUUGUUCUUUGUGCCUCAAGCGAGUACUUUAGAAAGAUUCUAGCGUACAGUACAGAUAAAGCUGCCUUCAUCCAUAUGAUGAACGUUUCUCCAAUAUUCAUUCAGAAUAUUUUGCAGUACGUUUACACAGGUCAAAUAGAAAUAUCUCCAGCAGAUAUUGAGCCCUUUCUCAAAGUUGCAAAUGAACUGAAAAUAUGCGGUCUAUCCAAAGAAGAAAGUAAUCCCGAACCUAAAACCAAUCUUCCUGAUCCUGGGCACAGGCUCGGGAAUAUGAGCGGCUUCAGCGAUUCACGACCGGGCAACCUCGACCCCGGCGGUUGUCGACUCAACUUCGGCGAUUCCCAACCGCCUUUGUUUGUAAAAGACCACUUCAUGUCGAAUUUGUCCCAAUAUAUGAAAGUACAAGAACACGAAAGAGCGAAAAUGGAGCCACGAUAUGACAUCGAUACCAACGAGUCUUUAAGCAACAGUUUCUCCAACUCCGACCCUGAAGAGCAGAUCACCAUCGUCCCGGACAUCGUGGACAUGAGCGAGAGUUAUGACAGUAUCAGGGAGGAGAAGGAUAAUGUUGAGCAGAAAGAUACCGUUGAUCUGAAAGGAGAAGAGAGGGUGGAGAAUGAAGAGGCUCAAACUGUGGAUAUUUCAACCUCAAAAAAAUCACCAACGACGUUUAGUAUUGUCAAAUCACUUGCUGUGGACCCUUCUGUUAGCAAACGUCGAGGCAGUACCGAUGAUGAAGGUGGAGAAAGUAAAAGAGGAAAAGUAGAUCUCACCCCCCUUCCAAGGUUUUGCAACGGAGUCGGUGGGAAAACAGGAGAUAACAAACAGUCUCCAUAUUCGACUUUAGCCAACCCUAUGCCACCUCUACACACCCUUAUUCCUCCAGUCCCUCACUCCAUGAACACUCCCUUAAAUCAAUCUAUCAACUCACAACUCUCCUCUCCAAGCAACCUCCUUCGAACCACCACAGCUGUUGAAUCACCAACGAUGCCAUCUGGUUUUAACAACGUUGGAACCAGUUCUACAAUUCAACUGCUUAAUAACCCGAUCCCUAAAUCUGUCCUACAGUUAGCUAAAACCAACGCCCCUUCUCCAAAAUCAGACACUGAGUCAACAAGGACAGUAAGCCCUGUCUCUGGUCUUUAUGUUCCCUAUCUAACUCAUGAGGUGCCUUCUGGAAUUGGCUCUGUCAACUGUAAGAAGGGACACAGUGGAUUACAUUGUCCUCACGUGAUUGUGACGGAGCGUAGCGGUAGAAAACUGCAUUAUCAUCGUCAAGAGUAUCAACGCUGGUUUGACAUGAAGCACAAGCAGAAAUGAUGCUCAACAAACAUUAUAUUAUUGGAUUAUAAAUAUUGUACAUUGAACAAAUGGACUCAUGAGAUUGCUUGUAAACCUUCAUGAUCUCUAUUGUAAAGACUGAUUCAAUUAUACUUAGAAAUUCAUUCAGUAUUGUAUCAAAAAGGAACCCCCGCCUCCCAAUGAACUAAUAUAAAAUGUUCAUUGAAAAAUCUCGUGAUUCAUAGCUUUUGAUAAAGUCAAAAUAAAAUUGUAUACUUAUUGUAAAUUGCCAAAUUGUAACAAAAAGUUUGAUUUUUGGUUUUUAAUUCAACAUUUUUCUAUGUUAUAACCUAAACAGAGGUGUUAUUUUUAGUUGAACAUUAUAUCAAAAUUUUUGAUUACUAAGCUUAGUAAAUAUAAACACAUUGUAAUCUUUAAACCAAUUUCAUUAAUUUUAAACCAAAGCCUACUUUUUCUUAAUACUAUUGUACUAAAAAUAAAUAUUAUCUAAAUUGCUAACUUAUUGUACAUUUGUACAUCGAUACAACCAUAAAGAACAAUUAUAUUUUUAUAUAG